This is a messenger RNA of Trichomonas vaginalis G3, 345 nucleotides long. RefSeq names its product cyclin-dependent kinase inhibitor 2C-related family. NCBI's taxonomy places the organism in Eukaryota, Parabasalia, Trichomonadida, Trichomonadidae. The transcript has a single exon. The record is from RefSeq and is a predicted model, not a curated record. The coding region runs from base 1 to 345 and encodes 114 amino acids. Gene Ontology annotation, molecular function: protein binding.
AUGAUAAAUAGUAAAGAAACAAUUGAAUUUCUUCUUUCACAUGGUAUAAAUAUCAAUGAAAAAGAUAAAGAUGGAGAAACCGCUCUUUAUAUUUCAGUAAUGAGAAAUAGGAAAGAAAUAGUCGAAAUUCUUAUUUCAUAUGGUAUAAAUAUCAAUGAAAAAAAUAUUUUUGGACAAACCGCUUUUCAUGUUGCAGCACGUUAUAAUAAUAGGGUAAUAGCCGAAUUUCUUCUUUCACAUGGUAUAAAUAUCAAUGAAAAAGAUAAAGAUGGAAAACGGCUCUUCAUCUUGCAGUCGAAAAUAAUAGUAAAGAAACAAUCGAAUUUCUACUUUCACAUGGUAUAA